Messenger RNA from Pipistrellus kuhlii (Kuhl's pipistrelle), 543 nucleotides. Its product is annotated as IQ domain-containing protein M-like. The transcript is spliced from 4 exons. Bases 1 to 543 code for a protein of 180 amino acids. The record is from RefSeq and is a predicted model, not a curated record. Lineage: Eukaryota; Metazoa; Chordata; Mammalia; Chiroptera; Vespertilionidae.
AUGCAGUUGGAAGUUGUGGAAGGGAAAUUAGGUGAUCUGAUACUCAUUGAGGAAAAUGCCUCCUUCUGUUAUGUGAAGAAUAAAUUAGAAAAUGAUCAGGCUGGAUUUGGAGCCCAGCCUUCCAAAAGAUCAGCCUUACUGUCCGUCAUGGCUGAUGCUGAGACUAUGCCUGGUACUGUAUUAGAGAUCUCCAACCAAGAUUUUUUUCAGGAAGCAAAAAUUCUGAUUGCCCAACAUUAUAAGAAAAUAAAUGAGGACAAAUUUCAAGGUAGUUCUAUAAAUGUUUUUAGAAAUAAACACCAAAAACCGAGACCUGGUAGACACAUACCUUCAAGGAUUAAAAAAAAGGAAAUAUUUGAUGCAGUCCAAGAACGGCAGCUAGCACACAGACAUGCUUAUUUUCACAAAGAUGUUUCCAAGGGGGAAUGUUUUGAGGAGCCCCCUCAACGAACUUCACUCAAGGAGUCACACAUGUUUCAUGUAAAGGAAAAAAGCAAGGGAUAUAUAGAUCUAAUUGCAAAAGGUAAGUUUUUGGUGGAGUAA